Molecule: messenger RNA, 1297 nt
Organism: Trifolium pratense (red clover)
Lineage: Eukaryota; Viridiplantae; Streptophyta; Magnoliopsida; Fabales; Fabaceae
Product: WAT1-related protein At4g30420-like
Exons: 7
Coding region: 1-1098 (365 amino acids)
Cellular component (GO): plasma membrane
Molecular function (GO): transmembrane transporter activity
Source: RefSeq, a predicted model, not a curated record
AUGAGAGGUUUAAACAUGGAGUAUUACCAGCCAAUAAUGGUUAUGGUGUUAAUACAGUUUAUAUAUUCAGGUAUGACUCUAGGCACAAGAAUUGGACUUUUGGAGGGUAUGAGCCCAAGGGUAUUUGUGGUAUACCGUCAUGCUUUUGCAACCAUUUUUCUUGCUCCCAUUGCUUAUUUAUCUGGGAGAAACUCUGCCUCCUAUUCCUUAAACUUAAGGAGUUUUUACCUGAUAUUCUUGACCUCACUAAUUGGUAUUACAUUGAAUCAAAAUUUAUAUUUUGAGGGUCUAUAUCUGGUUCCUUCUUCAAUUGCAAGUGCCAUGACCAAUCUUAUUCCAGCAAUCACAUUUGUAAUAGCAUCCUUUGUAGGAAUGGAGAAAGUCAACAUUCAAAGUUUGAGAACUAUAGCCAAAAUUGUGGGAACACUAAUAUGUGUUAGUGGAGCAGUGUCCAUUGCAUUGUUAAAGGGUCCAAAACUACUAAAUGUAGAAAAAAUACCUUCAAAAUCAACCAUGGACACAAUCUUGAGAAGUGAUGAAUAUGAUGAUAAUUGGUUGCUUGGAUGUUUGUAUCUUUUGGGAAGUAAUGUUGCCUAUUCAAUUUGGAUCAUUUUGCAGGUUCCAGCUUAUGCAAGCCAUCCUAAUUAUAUAUCACUUUCAGCAUGGAUGUGUUUAAUGACAACAUUACAAUCAUUAGUAGUGACACUAUUUUUGGAGCCAGACCUAAAUUCAUGGAAAAUUAAUACUCUACUUCAAUUUGUUUGCAUUUUAUAUUCGGGAAUUAUGGGGUCUGGAGUAUCAUUCUUUCUCCAAGCAUGGUGCAUUUCAAGGAGAGGACCUCUCUUUUCUGCUAUGUUUGCUCCUGUUUUCACAUUAUUUGUGACUGUAAUGGCUGCCUUGUUGCUUCAUGAAGAAAUAUACAUUGGAAGCUUGAUAGGUGCAAUUGGAGUGGUCAUUGGUUUGUAUAUUGUUCUUUGGGGUAAAGCUGAAGAUGUCAUAGAGAAGACAGAAAUUUUUGACAAUGAAUCUUGUGGAAAAACACAUUCCAAAAUUGAUUUAGAAGAGCCUCUUUUAAUCGAUGAAUCUACAAUACACUAGUAUUAUUGAAUGAUAAUAUAUAUGAAAGGACUUUGUAGUUGUACUAGCUAGCUAGAAUAAAUGAAUCUCACAAGGUAAUGCUCAGUUUUUAGGAAGAAACACAAUAAUGAUUGUGAGCAGUUAAUUCUCUCACCAAUAUUGAAUGACUUUAUGUUUUAUUUGAUGUUGGGUCGAGAAAUUCGGACAAAAAAUUGUCAUG